UAGAUUUAACUUCUUGUAAAGAUUUGAAACAUAUUUUUGAAGCUCAAUAUUAACUAUUAAUAACUCCGGGAAGGACGGGACAGGGGUGCUCAGGUGUUUCCUACCUGCUCCUUCCAGCCCUUGAGAAAUAAUCAGGCAGAGAAAAGUCGAUUUACCUGUAGCCCGGGUUCUGGCAUCCCUCACUCGCGCUCUGUCUUCUGUUACCUGCACCGACUUGAAAGUCCAGUUUCACAAGGAAGAACCGCGGAGGAAGAGAAAUAUGUCACAGGAGACAGACAGUAAGAGGCUGGUUGUAGUGGUGCCCAAUGAGCCAUCUUUCCACCAGCGGCGGGCCUACACGAGCGAGGAUGAGGCCUGGAGGUCUUACCUGGAGAAUCCUCUUACUGCGGCCACAAAGGCUAUGAUGAGCAUCAAUGGAGAUGAAGACAGUGCUGCCGCCCUGGGGCUUCUUUAUGAGUACUACAAGGUGCCUAAAGAUAAGAGAGUGCCUAUCAGCAAAGUGGUUGAAAUUUCAGAGGAACCGGAAAAGAGAAACACACCAGUGGGAAACAGCAGCCAAAUGGAGCCGGAGACAGUGGAUAAUCAUGUCCAAGUCCUGAAAUCAGUGCCUGUUAAUCUGUCACUCAACACGGAUCACCAGGACAAUAAACGGGAACAGUACAGUGGAGAGAGCGGGACAGCUGCUGUGGUAAAAGCUGAAGCGCACACUGCAGUGUUCAUGACUUCAGGGGGACACUACAGAACAGAAGGAGAGGAACAGAUGCGGGUCAUCUGUGAACAGACUCACUCAUUCGACACCUCCACCAUAAACCACAGUGGAUAUGGGAAGGAUGACCAUCGCAGUAGUCCAGAAAGCACCUAUGAAGAAGACAGCAAUGAAAAGUACCGCUCGUCUUCAAUUGGAGCUGAUGACUUCAUUUUUGACCAGUCACAUAUGUUAGACACAUUUCAGUACACACUUGAGGCCAGCAAGUCAUUGCGGCAGAAGCAGGGCGAGGGGCCUAUGACUUAUCUGAACAAGGGCCAAUUCUAUGCUAUUACACUAAGUGAGACAAGUGCCAAUAAACGACUUCGACAUCCCAUCAGCAAAGUGAGGAGUGUCGUCAUGGUUGUAUUCAGUGAAGAUAAGAAUCGGGAUGAGCAACUUAAAUACUGGAAGUAUUGGCACUCCCGCCAGCACACGGCGAAACAGAGGGUUCUGGACAUUGCUGACUACAAGGAGAGCUUUAAUACAAUUGGAAAUAUUGAAGAAAUCGCAUACAACGCUGUGUCCUUCACCUGGGAUCUGAAUGAGGAGGCCAAGAUCUUCAUCACGGUGAACUGUCUGAGCACAGAUUUCUCCUCUCAGAAGGGGGUGAAAGGUCUUCCUCUGAUGAUACAGAUUGACACCUACAGCUACAACAACCGCAGUAACAAACCCCUACACCGAGCCUACUGCCAGAUCAAGGUCUUCUGUGACAAGGGAGCGGAGAGGAAGAUCAGAGACGAGGAGAGGAAACAAAACCGCAAGAAGACAAAAGGAAAGGAUGGAGGCAGCGGGGCCGUUACUGUCCCGAAAAAAUGUGACAGCACCCUCUUCAAAACGAUGACUGAUUUGGAUGCCCAGCCGGUUCUCUUUAUCCCGGAUGUGCACUUUGGGAACCUACAGAGGGCAGGCCAGGUAUUUGCAUUUAACACAGAGGAAAUUGAAUGUGAGGGGAGUGUGCUGGUGAAGAGGAUGUUCCGGUCAUCUGAGGAAGACUUCUGCCCACCGCCACAUAAACAGCUCAGAGAAGACACACAGAAGAGAGUGCUGUUGUAUGUGAGGAAGGAGUCAGACGAGGUGUUUGAUGCUCUGAUGCUGCGGUCGCCCACUCUCAGAGGACUCAUGGAUGCAAUUUCUGAGAAGUAUGGUGUUCCCAUUGACAGAAUGGCUAAGAUUUACAAAAAGAGCAAGAAAGGGAUUCUGGUGAACAUGGACGACAACAUCAUCGAGCACUACUCAAACGAGGACACGUUUAUCCUGAAUAUCGAGAGCUACGCAGAUGCAUACAAAAUCACUUUAACGGAAAUAUGAACACGGUUACAAAAUCUUUCUGUCGUUCAGUCUGCUUAAGCUAAAAGACUCUAAUCUGGUCAGAUUCAAUAUCAACUGUCCACCGAUUGAAUUGACAUCAGCAAAAAAACAGACUUACCUCAUUUUUAAGAGACCUCAAGUAUGAUUCGAAACAGUCACUACUAGAAGAUUCCCUGCAUCCCAAAAGUGCCCACGGUUUUACUCUUCUACUGUUUCAAGAGUAGAAGAUGCUGGAUUCCUUAUUGUUGACCAUUUGUAGGAAUUAAUGUAUAGAUAUACUUACAUUUCAUUGGUUUUGGAGAUCAUAUUCUUGCUUGAAUUUCAUCGGGAUAUUCCAAAAGAUUUCAUUUAAGUGAAAAGAAAUACGAGGCAUCUUCAUUAUAUUGAAAAUAUUGAACAGUAGCAAGUGUCCAUUUAAAUGAUAAUGCACUGUAUUAUAAUAAUAUGGUGUAUUGAUAAUAAUAAUAUAGUGUAAAUUAUAAUACACUUUUAUGCAGCCAAAAAUAGGAUUUGGGGAGUGUGUUGAUCUGUGAAAGUGUCCGAUACUGUAAAUGUCGUUUUUUUACUUGUUUAUUACAUUGUUGUUAAUAUUAUUGUUGUUUUUUUUAGCUUGGUAUGAUCCUGUUUAGAUUCUGACUGACAUAUUUUAUGGUCUGCAAGUUGUUUUUAUGAGACUGUGCCAUUUCAAUUUUUAGGAUGUAGUGCAAAACAGGAAAAAUAUAUUAAUAAUGGCAUGUUAUGAACAGUACAGCACUGCAUUAUCAGAAUUUAUUAUUUUUUAUUUCAAAGAACGUUGUGAUUAAUGUGGCUCAGAUCCAUUUCAACUAGGUUGCGUGUGCUCGCAGUUUUAAUGUGAAAUUUGUGGUUCCAGUGGUUUCAAAUGCAAGAGAUUUCAUGACUUUAUUGAGGUUUCUAUACAUAUCUUUUUAUGUAACCACUAACCAGCCAAAGUUUUCCAGAAAGAGGAGUCUCUCAUAUUGCUUUUGCCAUUAUUUUUUUAAAUAACCAUGCAGUCUUACGGUCUAAUUCAUUUCUAGUGCUUGUGUAUAGUGUGACAUGUUAGCUACGGUAUAGUCCAAAUUAUAUGUUUCAAUUAAUAAUAAUGUUAUUGUCAUGUAAAAGGGCACUUUGGAAAAUAAUAAUUUGUAUGUAAAUAAAUGCUUUUUUUAUUA
This is a messenger RNA of Danio aesculapii, 3228 nucleotides long. It is a transcript of the gene grhl2b, whose product is annotated as grainyhead-like transcription factor 2b. Gene Ontology annotation, cellular component: nucleus. Lineage: Eukaryota; Metazoa; Chordata; Actinopteri; Cypriniformes; Danionidae. The transcript has 16 exons. The record is from RefSeq and is a predicted model, not a curated record. Gene Ontology annotation, biological process: regulation of transcription by RNA polymerase II; neural tube development; brain development. Gene Ontology annotation, molecular function: DNA-binding transcription activator activity, RNA polymerase II-specific; RNA polymerase II cis-regulatory region sequence-specific DNA binding. Bases 260 to 2056 code for a protein of 598 amino acids.